Molecule: messenger RNA, 337 nt
Organism: Acaulospora colombiana
Lineage: Eukaryota; Fungi; Glomeromycota; Glomeromycetes; Diversisporales; Acaulosporaceae
Source: the annotation of a GenBank genome assembly
CGGAACCGCUCCGCCAUUCACAUGCCAAAACGGUCGCGACGCGGUCGCCCAACAAAAAUCAUUCGCGAAAAUCGACUUCUCCAAAGCUUGCCCAACAGUUAAUCAAGUCGCUUGCGAUGGCAGCCAGGUCGCAAAGUGUGCCCCUGGCGCCGGUGGAGUCAACAGCUGGGUACUCAGUCCUUGUGCUGCGGGAACAAGCUGCUUCGCCUUGCCGUUGGUAAACAAACCCGGUACUAGCGUGACUUGCGACACCCAAGCCGAUCGUGAUGCUCGUGUCAAUAACGCUCUUGCCACCUGCCCAAAGAAAGUGAAGAGAUCAAAAAUGUUGAGGAAGUAA